Molecule: messenger RNA, 546 nt
Organism: Pyrgilauda ruficollis (rufous-necked snowfinch)
Lineage: Eukaryota; Metazoa; Chordata; Aves; Passeriformes; Passeridae
Product: coatomer subunit zeta-1-like
Exons: 8
Biological process (GO): intracellular protein transport; retrograde vesicle-mediated transport, Golgi to endoplasmic reticulum; intra-Golgi vesicle-mediated transport
Cellular component (GO): COPI vesicle coat
Source: RefSeq, a predicted model, not a curated record
AGAGAUUGGCAGGCGAGCGGCCAAUCAGCGGCCGGAGCUCUUCCGGCUCCACGUCGGCAGCGGAGGAGGCAAAAUGGAGGCGCUGGUGCUGGAGCCGUCCCUGUACACGGUCAAGGCCAUCAUCAUCCUGGACAACGACGGCGAGCGGCUCUUCGCCAAGUACUACGAUGACACGUACCCCAGCGUGAAGGAGCAGCGCGCCUUCGAGAAGAACAUCUUCAGCAAGACACACCGCAGUGACAGCGAGAUCGCGCUGCUGGACGGGCUGACCGUGGUGUACGGGGGACACAGCGAGAUCGCACUGCUGGACGGGCUGACCGUGGGGAAGAACGUGGAGCGCCGGGCGCUGCUGGACAACAUGGAGGGGCUGUUCCUGGCCGUGGACGAGAUCGUGGACGGAGGGGUCAUCCUGGAGAGCGACCCCCAGCAAGUCGUGCACCGCGUGGCCGUGCGGGUAGGGGCUGGGGGGAAGAACGUGGAGCGCCGGGCGCUGCUGGACAACAUGGAGGGGCUGUUCCUGGCCGUGGACGAGAUCGUGGACGGAGG